Messenger RNA from Microthlaspi erraticum, 1470 nucleotides. NCBI's taxonomy places the organism in Eukaryota, Viridiplantae, Streptophyta, Magnoliopsida, Brassicales, Brassicaceae. The record is from the annotation of a GenBank genome assembly.
AUGGCCAUGGCUGAAACUUCCCGGCGGCGAAACGGCGCCACUGCCACCGUGAAAUUCCCUAGCCGCCGCCAGUCUGAUUCUCCAAACCAAGACAGAACAAUCGGCGAUUCAAUUUCAAUCGAGGGUUUCGAUUUCAUCAGCUCUCUACCGGACGCGAUUCUCCACCUAAUCCUUUCCUCAAUCCCGACCAAGUCAGCCAUCAGAACCUCCGUCUUGUCCAAGCGAUGGCGGCACGUAUGGUGCGAGACGCCUUCUCUCUCCAUCGAUAGCCACAGAGUGGUAGCUAGAUCGAUCAACAAAACCUUAGCCAGCUUCUCCGCUCCCAAAAUCGCGAGCUUCCAUCUCCGAACAAGCUUAGUCAAUAGGAUCCAACCUGUCGACAGCUGGAUCGAGUUCGCCAUUUCCCACGACGCCGAGAAGCUCUCUCUCGAGUUUCGCGACACUCGUGUUAGGGAUUACAGUUUUCCCGAUUUCUUCUACACAAACUCCACCGUAAAGCAACUCUUGGUCGACUCUGGAUCCGUCGUCAUGAUCCCGAGAUGCACCGUGUCGUGGACGUCUCUAAAGAACUUGUCUUUGAGUUACUGUAAGCUUUCCGAUGAAUCCCUUGUCAAGAUUCUCUCUGGUUGUCCCUGCCUUGAGAGCUUGGAAUUGCUGUACUGCGAUGAAUUCCGGUGUCUUGAUCUGAGCCAAUCACCGCGUCUAAGGAGAUUGGAGAUGGAUCGAAGCGAUUGGUUUCUCGGCCCGACGGAGAUUGUGGCACCACAUAUCCAUUCUCUGAGAUUGAGACACUCGAGAUUGCCAUGUAGAUUAGUGGAUGUCUCUUCUCUAGUCGAAGCUAACUUGAACAUUUACUUUUCCGAUCUUGGAACCCUUACGGCUGAUUUUCUUCAAGGGAAUGUGGUAAAGAUGUUAUCAAAGUUGCAGAAUGUGGAGAAGCUCACUGUUGGUGCUACCUUUCUUCAGAUGUUAUCUCUUGCGGCGCUGUGUGGUGUACGUUUUCCGAUGCUAAAGGUGGAAUCUUUGACACUCGAAACGAUGAUUGUUCGGUCUGUUAUUCCCGGUAUAACGAAGCUUUUACAGAACUCACCUGGGCUGAGAAAGCUAACGAUACACACCGUCAAAUGCAGCAUCAUAUCGGAAGUGCAUCUAAACAAUUACUUGCGUGUACACAGCUUGAAUCAGAGUCAAUGUUGGAGAUCGAAAGACGCGGUCUUCCCAGGAUCCAUCGAGACGAUAUCGAUGUUGGUGGGUAAAUAUGCAGAGUCCAAUCUUGUGGCUUCGUUCAUGGAGCUUUUGCUGAGAAAUACGAAAAGUCUAGAGACAAUGGUUGUGCUCGUGGUCGGUUAUCUUGAUGCAUCAGGUUUGGAUGAGCUUCUUGCAAUGGCUACGACACUUUCUCACAACAACAAUGUCUUCAUUCUGAUCAAGCAAAGCCAUGUUCAAAAUGUAUCCACCACUUUCUCAUAA